Messenger RNA from Vicia faba (fava bean), 330 nucleotides. The record is from the annotation of a GenBank genome assembly. Lineage: Eukaryota; Viridiplantae; Streptophyta; Magnoliopsida; Fabales; Fabaceae.
AUGAAGGCGACCUGGCAUGCGCGAAAUCAGACCCGAUUUCAAAAUAUUGUGCUUCUGUGGAAGUCUUCUUGCAAUUCUAUUAUCUCUUCAUCGUCUUUGGCGGACAACAAGUGUAAUCAUUCACCCAACUCUUCUAUAACGGAGUUUGUUAUUUUAAAAAAAACUUUAUUGUUCAAAUUCAUCCUCCCAAGUCCAAGAUUUAGAAAGAGGUUUUGUGGAGUCUCCUUCAUUUUGGUUGGAUCAAAGUCAAUAUCGACGGGGCUUCCAGAGGUCUUCCGAUCAGAACUGCUUGUGGUGGAAUUUUUAGGAAUCAUUUUGGUGAGCAUAUAG